AUGAUGCUGCCGGUGCAGAUUCUGAAACAGAGUGCGCAGGAGGAGCGUGGCGAGGGCGCUCGUCUCUCCUCGUUCGUUGGUGCCAUAGCCAUCGGCGACCUCGUCAAGUCAACGCUCGGACCGAAGGGCAUGGUAAGUGAUCUUCUACAGCAUCAUGCAUCCGACUCUUUCGCCGGAUAA
Gongylonema pulchrum is the source of this 180-nucleotide messenger RNA. The record is from the annotation of a GenBank genome assembly. Lineage: Eukaryota; Metazoa; Nematoda; Chromadorea; Rhabditida; Gongylonematidae.